CAUAGUUAGCACUAUUAUUCUUGUCACUUCAGAAAAAGAUUAUCAUAUUGUAUCGGGAAAAAUCCCUGCUGACCCUGUUUCAACAACUCUCGAUCUCGAUCAAUUCCGCUAUGGCGCCGACGUCGUUUGAUCCUGCUAACAUAGAACCCGUUGCAAGAAGGAAGAACAAUGGUCCUCCUCUCAAGUUCCUUUUUCCUCUCAUAUAUGCUCCUGUUCUACCUCUAAUUCGUUUGGGGUUGCGGCAUAAACCUGUUUUGAGAGAUCGUUUGUUUACAGCUGUGUUGGCCGGUGCUUUUCUUCAUGGAGGCUAUCUCGUAUCAGAUUUGUAUGAUGCUGAGAGCAAAUGAUUAUACAGAGCAUGUAUUGGGCGUUAGACCAGCAUCGUUUACAUCACAACUCAGGUCCUCAAUAAAUUAUUUGACUUGCGUUUGCUGCUCAAAAUCCUGGUAACACCUUAAAUAGAGAAAUUUUAUCAUGUACGAAUUUUUUUUCCCAAUUUUUUGGGAAGAUUAUUGUACCACAUACUAUUCGAGAAUUGCAUCUUUUAUUGCGGCUUUAGCUUUUAGUAGAAUAAUUAUGGAAUUUGGAGGCUAUUCUUGAUCUCCUCCAAGUGUUAUAAUGCGAGCAAAAUAUGGUCUAAUUGGAUUCAGAACAUCAAUAUGCAUACUUGAUAUAAAUCUUAUUUGCUCACCUGA
Medicago truncatula (barrel medic) is the source of this 695-nucleotide messenger RNA. RefSeq lists its product as uncharacterized. Gene Ontology annotation, cellular component: respiratory chain complex I; chloroplast. Lineage: Eukaryota; Viridiplantae; Streptophyta; Magnoliopsida; Fabales; Fabaceae. The transcript has 4 exons. The record is from RefSeq and is a predicted model, not a curated record. The coding region runs from base 111 to 347 and encodes 78 amino acids.